Messenger RNA from Pristis pectinata (smalltooth sawfish), 4034 nucleotides. It is a transcript of the gene pgap1, whose product is annotated as post-GPI attachment to proteins inositol deacylase 1. The transcript is spliced from 27 exons. Gene Ontology annotation, biological process: GPI anchor metabolic process; endoplasmic reticulum to Golgi vesicle-mediated transport. The coding region runs from base 104 to 2848 and encodes 914 amino acids. Lineage: Eukaryota; Metazoa; Chordata; Chondrichthyes; Rhinopristiformes; Pristidae. The record is from RefSeq and is a predicted model, not a curated record. Gene Ontology annotation, cellular component: endoplasmic reticulum. Gene Ontology annotation, molecular function: phosphatidylinositol deacylase activity.
CGGGAUAAGUUGGUUGUGUUGGGCUUGGCAGGGCUUUCUCUUGGCUUUCGUGAGUCUCGGAAUAUGGAAUGUGUUGUUCGUGUAUGAAGAAAAUAAGUGCAGCAUGACCUACAUGUUCGAGUACCCAGAAUAUCUUAAAAUAAAGCUUCCAAAGAAACUUUCCAAUCACUACCCAAGUUAUGGUCUCUAUCUUUAUGAGGAAAGAGAUUCUGCUGAAGCACGUAAUGGUCUGAAACCUACAGGAAUCCCUGUUCUGUUUCUUCCUGGAAAUGCUGGGAGUUACAAACAAGUUCGUUCCCUGGGCUCUGUUGCACUAAGGAAAGCAGAGAAUAUACAUAACAAGUUCCACUUUGAUUUUUAUAGCAUUGAUUUUAAUGAGGAGCUUGUGGCACUUUAUGGUGGAAGCCUUGAAAAACAAACUAAGUUUGUACAUGCAUGUAUAAGGGUUAUCCUCAAACUUUACAAGGAUCAAAAAGGUGCACCCAGCAGUGUUGCAAUUGUGGGCCAUUCAAUGGGUGGCAUCGUUGCUAGAGCACUAUUCACUUUACCCAACUUUAAAUCUACACUAAUAAGUCUUAUUAUAACUCAAGCUACACCUCAUGUUGCACCAGUCCUAUUACUGGACAGCUACCACAUAGACUUCUACAGCACUGUGAACAAUCACUGGAUUCUCAAUGAAAAAGAAUUGAGAAACAUCACCAUCCUCUCAAUUGGAGGCGGUUUCCGAGAUUAUCAAGUCCGCUCUGGUCUGACCAUUGUGCCAAGCCUAGGCCUUUACAACAAUACUCUAAAUGUUGUGACAUCAGCUGUCCCAAGAGCAUGGCUCUCAACCGAUCACCUUUGCAUAGUCUGGUGUAAAGAGCUGGUACUAGCCACUGUUAGAGCCUUUUUUGAUCUUGUUGACCAUCAUACUAAUCAGAUAACAAUGGAUCUAAAGAGGAGAAUGUCAGUCCUUCAUCAUCAUUUUGUCAGCUAUUCAGAAAAGGAUUUUGAAGAUAAUCCUGAGUCUUCUGUCUCAUUCUCAGGUUCAAUUGCAACGUGGAGUGAAAUUAAAACAUACAAAUGGACUUACAACUGUCCGGAGUUUUCAGCACAGUCACCCAAAGCUUCAUAUUUUAUUUUACCACUUCCAAGUGAGGAGGAACGUUUCAGUAAUUUAUAUUGUCGAACCACCAAUCUGGAAUCCAGUAACUGGAUCUAUGGCUGUACUGUGAUUAACCAAUCAGUUUGCCAGGAAAGUAUUGACCUUACUGGGGAGGCAGAAUUGCUGAAAAUGUACAAGAUAGUGAACUUCAGUCUGCAAAAGUACCGUUCUUUCUCUCAUUUUAUCAUUCAUGUGUCUAAGGCUAAUGUUAAUAAACAGUUCAGUAUGGAAUGUGAAUACCUAACAGCGAGAUCUAGAAUAGUGUCCACCCCAGUGACACAUGUUCUGUCAUUUGGUGCCUCUGUUCACAGAGUUCUAAUAAACUCCUCAGGUCUGAUACAUAAUGUUCAGCUUCAGGACUUUAAUCAGAUAUAUCAGGCUUUUGAAAUCCACGUUGAAAGCCAAUGCCAGUCUUUGCAUGGGGAGGCAGCAGAUGUGUACAGGUUUCAUGUACCAUGGUCCCAUGAAGAUUCUGUUGUGACAACAAGUGUACCGUCUUCCACUGUGAUCUAUGCCAAACUGCACAGAGCAAGGCCUGAGAAUGAUAGCUCUGUACCAGAGUUACAACUUCACACAGCUAGAAAUUGUCAAUAUGAGAUAACUAUCAGGACAUCUUUCUAUGAAGUACUUGGGCAGCUGAUCAGAUUUCAUGGUGUAUACUUGCCCACAUAUGUUGUUGCAAACAUAUUAUUAGCGUUUGGAAGUCAAUUAAUCCAUCUUUAUUCUGAAGGUCACUGUUUGGAUUUCAGCAUUGCUUUAAAUGCAGCAGCAAAACCAUACAAAGUUAUUCCAUUUGUCAAUCUUGCUGUGUUCUUUUUAAGAUAUGGCUGGUUUGAGGAUAUAUGGUCUAUUCUUAUGUUGCCUAAAAUUGACUUUCUUAUUUUAAAUGAACAAGGAAUCUCCAAUCCAACAGUUUCUAUUCUCCUUUUCAUAUUUGGGACAGCAAUUGCCCACUGGAGUGACAUAUUCUUUGGUUUAUUACUUAAGCAGCUCUCCUUCUUGUGGUCAAUCUUUCACAGGCCAUCAAUUGUUAAGAAAGAAUAUGAGCUAAUAAAUCUUCAAAGUUCCUGUAUUAUGAUUUUCCUCCUCUUUGUCAUCUGGACAACCUGUGGUGCAGUUGCUCUCAUAUUUGGUUACCUUCUCUAUCUUUUAAAGGUCCUCAGCCUGCAAGUUGCAGUGCAAACAAUGAAAGGCAUUCUUAAUUUGGCACCACAACAGGAAAUGGUGGAGAAAGUUGCAAUGGCUUCCACAGCAAAGGAAGAGGAAGACAGACCUGGAGAGGCUGACCAUCUCCCAGAAGGACGAGAUUGGCCGAACCUAGAUAGUCAUAAACUGCUCUCGGUUUCAGAUGUUGAUGAUGCAGUGGACACUCUUAAGAUUUACGUUACAGUCUUACAUUUGCUGAACUGGAUUAUACUAUUUAGUGCACCUUCAUUUAUUUAUUGGUUAAAAAAUCUCAGAUAUGCCAGAAGGCUUGAUCCUGACCCUUGUGAUAUUGUUGCUUCUGUCCUUGUGUUGACGAUGGGGAUUCUCAUUAAUUCACGUUCAGCGUUUGUUAAGAGGAGUAAGCUACUGAAAUAUACAGCAAGACUGCAGCCCCUCUUGGUCAUUGCCAUGGCAGCCUUCGGACUAGUGCACUUGUACAGGGUUCCUUACUUUGCUACAUUUUCAUUGGCUUUAUAUGCACUUUGUUGUCUGAUAUAAAUAACUGCAACAUAAUGAAUUACCAGUUUGAUUCAUUGUACGUGCAACACUUGAGAAGGUGAAUAUUUUAUAUUUUUUUUAAUAUUAAGGGUGCUACAUAAUUGUGUUUGGUCAUUAUUGGCAUGCCUUUGCUGAAUUGUUCCAUCAUGUAACUUGCUAAAAGUUUACUGUAUUUGUAAAAUCUAGUUUGGUAAUAUUUUUGUGUUGUUACUCUGAAUGACAAUGCAGAGUAUUGUAUCUUUAUGCCCUCUAAGGAUGUUGCUCUGUUAGAUUGCUCUCUAGGCACAUUGCUAAUGGGCCUUUGUGUGACAAUAACCUUUUUUUAAAGUGAUCAUUUUCAGGGCUUUUAUACAUUCCAACUUUAUCCAAAUUUGAUCAUCCUCAAAGAAACUUGAACAUGCUAUAGUUGCCCGUAAGCUAAAAAUAAUUUCACUUUGAGAGCUUCAAAGAAAAAGUUAAUGCAAUUUGGGGAGUCAAAUUGGCUGAGUAAGAGAGAUCAUGUGAACAAAAUAAUGUGAGUGUUUGAGAAGGAAAGAUCUAAUAAAGUUGAAGGCAGAAAUGAUUAAAUGACAAAAUAGUUAGUGGGAAAGGGAUAAGUAGAGAAACAAAAGAAGUGCGUAGGGAAGUUGUAAAUGAAAAGAUUAAGGUCAUUGUCAACUGAAAAAAAUGGUGGUUUUGAUUAUGAUCCAAUAUUGGCAAAAUCAAUGGAAACACGAGAGACUGCAGAUGCUGGAAUCUGGAGCGACAAACAAUCUGCUGGAGGAACUCAGUGGAUCGGGCAGCAUCUGUAGGAGGAAAGAAAUCGUUGAAACCCUGCAUCAGAACUGAGAGCAGAGUGGCUAGAUGGCUGGUAUGGAGGAAAGAAGAGGAGUGGUGAGAAAGGAUUCCAAGGUGAUUGGUGGACUGAGGAAGGGUGUCAGAUGACAGGGAGAUUGCGCCAGGUAGCAGAGGUGAGCAGGAGUGGAGUUGGAAGACAAGUGGCAGGUGAACGACAGAUGGAGGCAGCCAGAGAGAGGAGGAAAAAGGGAAAAAGAUGGAGCAAGGUGGGGGGAGGGGAGUGUGAAGAUAGGGGACAGCUGCUGGAGGGAGACAAGCAGGAACACAAAACACUACCAGUGCUGGAUUUGGAUCACUAAAGGAGGUGAGAAUGGGAACCAUUAGAGGAGAAAGGAGAGGUGAACGACAA